This is a messenger RNA of Paramecium sonneborni, 840 nucleotides long. The record is from the annotation of a GenBank genome assembly. NCBI's taxonomy places the organism in Eukaryota, Ciliophora, Oligohymenophorea, Peniculida, Parameciidae.
AUGUAUAGCUAAAUAAGUGACUAUGAGUAUCUUAGUACCAUUUUGUAAUAAAAUAGUAGUUGCUUUAAUAUAAACAAAAGAUUAACCCUUUAUAUAAGGCCUUAAAAUCGAAAUGAAUAGAGAAGAAAAAAGCAUUCAUCUUGUAGUACAGAAGAUCUACACCCUAAGAUUUAUGAUUCAUAAAUAAAAAAAAAAGUUGACUUAAGUUCUUCUAUUAUAAGUGAAUGUUAAGGAAAUUAGAAAAAUAAAAUUCGAAUAGCAUUUAAACCAAUAAUUAGAUUGAAAAAUAAGUUUCUUAAUGGAAACAAUCCUAAUGGUUAUUCAUUAGCAAAUUAUAAAGAAAUAGUAUGCAAUUUUUGUCUAUUGCAUCUAGAUAAUUAAUAUUCCAAAUUAGAGGAAAACUAAUCAUAUUCCACAAUAACUUUGGAAUAGCAUUAACCUAUACAUUCUCAAACUAUUACAACAUAAUGUAAACAUAAAUUUCAUUAUGAUUGUUUUCAAACUAAUAUAAAGCAAUAGUUGAAUCAAUAAAAAGCAACAAUUUCUUGCAUUUGUGGGAAAAAAAUAAAUAAUCAACUGUUAAAAUAAUAUACCUCUGAAGUUUUAAUAAGAAAACUGAUGAAAAAUUAACUUGAAACAAUAUAUUAAAAAUACUAAGAAUCUCUUAAUUUCAAAUAAUGUAAUACUUGUACAUUUUUUUGGGUAAAGUGUGAUACUUAAUUAUAUCUUCCAAUUUGUAUUUAUUGUUUGCUAUCCUACAAUAUUAAUGAUCAAUCAAAAUCUCAACAUUAAACCUAAUUUACUAAAUACAAAAGAUUGAGAUCGAUUAGCAUGUAAUGA